This is a messenger RNA of Scedosporium apiospermum, 813 nucleotides long. RefSeq lists its product as uncharacterized. The transcript is spliced from 2 exons. Gene Ontology annotation, cellular component: U1 snRNP; U2-type prespliceosome. Gene Ontology annotation, biological process: mRNA splice site recognition. Gene Ontology annotation, molecular function: mRNA binding. The coding region runs from base 1 to 813 and encodes 270 amino acids. NCBI's taxonomy places the organism in Eukaryota, Fungi, Ascomycota, Sordariomycetes, Microascales, Microascaceae. The record is from RefSeq and is a predicted model, not a curated record.
AUGGCCGCCGAACAGAGGAAGCUGCUCGAGCAGCUCAUGGGCGGCUCAUCCAUGUCGCGCGCCGCUCAGCUAUCACUAAACGAUCCCAAAGUCUGCCGAUCCUACCUUGUCGGCACCUGUCCACACGACCUCUUCACCAACACAAAGCAAGACAUCGGACCUUGUCCCAGGGUGCAUAACGAAGCAUUGAAGGCUGAAUACGAGGCCCUUUCGGAUAAGGAGAAGCAAAAGUACGGGUUUGAUUACGAUUACAUGCGCGAUCUACAAAAAUACAUCGAUGCGUGUAACCAGCGGAUAGACGCCGCGCAACAACACCUCAAGAAGACGCCAGACGAAAUCAGGCAGACGAACCUCCUUCUCAAAACCAUAUCCGAACUCACCUCCAGCAUAAACAAUGGUCUCCUCGAAGUCGAAAUCCUCGGCGAAAUCGGCGAAGUCCACAAAGCCGUCGACGAGAUGUACCGCGUCCACCAAGCCCGCCAGGCCAAAGCCGAGCGCGAGCGCGAGCUCAAGGAGCUCUCCGACACCUCGGGCCCCUCGGGCCACCAGAAGCUCCAGGUCUGCGACGUCUGCGGCGCCUACCUCAGCCGUCUCGAUAACGACAGGCGCCUCGCCGAUCACUUUUACGGGAAGAUGCACCUGGGCUACGCGCAGAUGCGGAGGACGUACGAUGCUUUCCCUAAGGAGAUGAGGGGGCGGAUUAGGCCGCCGAUGGAUUUGGAUGGGGCUGGGCCAGGGCCUGCGGCGGGGCCGAGGGGGCCUAGGGGUGGUGGGUAUAGAGGUAGAGGGAGAGGGUAUCGUGGGGGGUGGUAG